This is a messenger RNA of Zophobas morio, 385 nucleotides long. It is a transcript of the gene SNRPG, whose product is annotated as Small nuclear ribonucleoprotein G. Gene Ontology annotation, biological process: spliceosomal snRNP assembly; mRNA splicing, via spliceosome. The transcript has 3 exons. Gene Ontology annotation, molecular function: RNA binding. NCBI's taxonomy places the organism in Eukaryota, Metazoa, Arthropoda, Insecta, Coleoptera, Tenebrionidae. Gene Ontology annotation, cellular component: P granule; U2 snRNP; U12-type spliceosomal complex. The record is from RefSeq and is a predicted model, not a curated record. The coding region runs from base 97 to 327 and encodes 76 amino acids.
AGGACGCGAUCACGUCAACUGUCAAACCUGUCUGUCAAGUGUCACAAGCAACGUUUGGAAAUCGGAAGCGUUUUUCAAAAUACCAAAAAAUAAAAAAUGUCGAAAGCUCACCCGCCAGAGUUAAAAAAAUUUAUGGAUAAAAAGCUAUGCUUAAAAUUGAACGGGGGCCGGCAGGUCGUCGGAAUUCUGCGAGGUUUCGACCCCUUCAUGAAUCUCGUAGUGGACGAAAGCGUUGAGGAAUGUCGGGAUGGUAAAAAAAAUAACAUCGGCAUGGUGGUGAUUCGCGGCAACAGCAUCGUCAUGUUGGAGGCGCUGGAUAGAAUUUAAGACUUACCGUAAUAUUUUUGUAAUUUUAAGAAUUUAAGUAAUAAAAAAAUCGAUUUCC